AGCCGCCCGGGCUCUGGCCGCGGCCGAGCGGCGGCGAGGCGGCGCGGGGCCGAUGGGUGCCCGAAGGCGGCCCCCUGCGCGCCGGGACCUCUCGCCGCGCCCGAUGCCGGCAUGCCGCUGUCCGCGCAGGACUCGGGACGGCCUCAGCGUGAGCGGCAGCCUGUUCUGGCUGCUCGUCUCCUGGGCUGCGCCCUGGUGGCAGGUCGUGACCCGGGGCGCCUUUCGGGCGCUGGUCCUCUCGGGGGACUUCGCGUACGUCCUGGUGCGCCUGGUGCUGCCAAGCACGAGGUCUGGGAGGACUCCGCCAGAAGCUGGUGGCUCCUCGCCUGGGCCGUCACCUGGUCGCUGCAAGCGCCCUUCUGGCUCCGCGCGGUGCCCGCCUCGUCGCCCCUGCUGCUGCUCGAAGAGCUGAGCCUUGCCGUCGCGCUGCAUCAGGCGGCGCUGCGUGGGCUGACCAGGUGGGCGCCCGCGUGCUCUGGGCUUCCGUCGCUUGCCGCGCUGCUGGCCAGCGGCGUCGUCCAGUCGCGGAGCGCGGUGACGCUGCUGCUUAGGUGCGCCCAGAUGUGCGUGUUGCCGUUGCUCUACGUGCGCCAGUACGGGGCGCCCGCAGAUUGGGAUCGGGCGGCUGGGUGCCUCGCCUUGACCCUGACCGUGAAGAUCGGGCCCGUGGUGCUGGAGCGGCUGCUGGUGGACGCGGGGCUGCUGCCAGCGGAGCGGCUGGGCGCGUUCCCGUGGGCCACCUCGUACCCGCUCGGGCACUCCACCGAGGCUGAAGAGGAGGACUCGGGAGGGGAAGACGACUGCCCCGUCUGCAUGUGCAGCCUGCGCUGCCCCGGCGGGCCCGCCGCGGCCGCGGCCGUCGCGGCCGCGGUGCGGCGGCAGGUCGCCCCCGGGCUCUCCGCCGCGCGCGGGCGCGGGAGCUCCGCGGGGCUGUCGGCCGCCCGGGUGCCGCCGGCGUGGGGCGGAGGGCGCAUCGCGACGACGAGGUGCGGGCACCGCUACCACCUGCAGUGCCUGUCGCGGGCGGCGCAGGCGCUCGCGCGCUGCCCGCAGUGCCGCGCGCCGUUCCUCGAGCUGGAGGCCGCCCAGGGCGCCGACCCGUCCAGCGAGGAGGCCAUGUCGCACAUGCUACGCUUCUUCGUGAACAUCCUCUUCGGCCUCAUGGUGCUCCUGUGCCUGCUGGCGGCAGACGGCAGGCAGCGGCAGCUGGCGGCGAACGCCCUCUUAGCCAUACAGCCCCCAGGAUUGGAGAACUCCUACCCGGACGACUCGGCUGUCAAGAAGGUCGUCGAGAAGAAGGCGGCCGAGGGCCAGGACGGCAAGGAGGGCGCGGCGAAGGCCGAAGGGAAGAAGAAAGGCGUGAAAAAGGGCGAAAAGAAGGUCAAGGAUAAGACGAAGAGCAAAGGGAAAAAGAAAGAGCUGUCGCCCGUGCGCGGCCCCGCUGGGCGCGGGCGCCCGGAGCCGGCCUGGAAGAACAAGGAGCCCGAACCGGACGCUGGACCACACCGCCAAGUCGUCGCUGCUGGGCGUGGCCGUGGCCUCACGCUGCCGUCCUGGAUGACGGCGGGGGUCAAAGACGCACCGCCCCCGAGCAUCCCGGAGCAGAAGCUGGACGACCCUGCCGAAGCAGGCAAGCCGCCAGAGCCGGCGAAGAACGACCUCCUGGACUCCCUGUUCGAGGAGAGGGACAAAGACGCCGCCGCACGACGCAGCCGCAGCCCACCAGGGGGCCGCAGGAAGCGAGGCAGGAAGCGCGGCAAAGGGAAGGGCAAGGGCUCGGACGACGAGGAGGACGACGCGGACGGCCGCGCAAGCGGCCCCGACGCGGGCGAGGACGACGAGCCGUUCGACCUGGAGGAGGACGCCACCGACGAGCAGAUCCAGAAGUGGGUCGCCAAGCGAGAGACGGCGCGCAGAAAUAAAGAUUUCAUGACGGCCGACAAGAUUCGCAAGGACAGACGUAACCAGUGGGUGCACAUCGACGGCCGGACAGGUACGACCAGCAGAAAUGACAUGCGAUUGGAUGUACAAUCAAACAUCGCGAGCCUCCGCACGGUGUACUCCUAUACUGUCUGUGGAGAUUUCAACACGGGGCUAGGAGUGGAGAGGGACGACGACAAUGUGGUGGCCACAGAGCAGCUUGGAGAUUUCAACCUGGGGCGUCAGGCGAUCGACACCGCGAUCGCGACCCUCGAACCGAUCACUAAUGCAGAGAGUUUCGUCGAGCUAUGGGAGUGCACGGGGCGCUCGUGGAGGGCUGUUUUUGAGGAUGUUGAUGUUCGGGAUGUUUUUAUCCCGAUCGACGUCGCAGUUGUACGGCAGGCGUUCUGGGUUCGUGAUUCCCCGGUGGCGUGGCAGGCAUACAAGUCAAAGAUGGAUUUGCCAGAGGCGGGGCGCGAGAUGGAGGGCGUCGUGAUCGACGCGUUCCUCGGCCCGGUUGCGAGCGACAUAUUCACGGCAAUCUCUGCGCAGAUGACGGCUUACGCCGAGCUGGUGAAGAAGGAGGGCAAGGGCCAACAGAGGGGGCGCGCGGCGGCGGCCCGCGGCGGGCGCUGUGCCGUCGCAAAGCCUGCUCACGCCGGAGAUCUCUCCUACUGA
Molecule: messenger RNA, 2598 nt
Organism: Prorocentrum cordatum
Lineage: Eukaryota; Dinophyceae; Prorocentrales; Prorocentraceae
Source: the annotation of a GenBank genome assembly